CGGUCAGUAGGUUAGUUGUGCAGUUGUCUUCAAAAAAUGUGGCGUCUAUUCUUGUUUAGCAUUCUAAUUACCGUUUCACAUGGUGCGCUUGAGGCACUCUGCCCGGCGGGUGGUGAGCCGGUUUGCGCUAAAAGUGGUUAUGAAUUUAUUUACUUCGAGAACGAAUGCAAACUGAAUGUGUUUAGCUAUAAAGAACUCUUUGCUGGCAGGCCCCGUCCUGUGAAGGUGGCGCUCGAGGAAUGUUUCUCCAAUUGCGAAGGUAUUAUUUGUCCAGCCGUUUUUCAACCGGUGUGCGCGCAGCAAGUGCCGGCGGGUCCAGUUAAGACGGUGCCCAAUGCAUGUUUGGUGAAUCAGCUGAUUUGUGAAACAAGACAACAAUGGCUAAUCGUUGCAAACGGUCCAUGUCCAGAGGCAUCGGCUACGAAACAAGGCUUUUACGAAGUUUUUGGCUUAAAUGCAGUACCAUCAUUGGCACCUUAUACAUCUCCACCUGCACCGAACGCACCAGCACCUGCUCCUUACGCACCAGCUCCGACUCCGUACUCUUCAGCUUCUCUACCGGCAGCAUACGCACCAGUAGCUACAGAAUACGCAUCAGCAGCACUAGUACCUGCUCAGUAUUCAUCAGCUUCCGUUGCGAGCCCACCAUCACAUGUUCCUUAUGUACCAGCCCCAGUGCCGAGCUCGCCUGAAUCAGCUCUUUAUGCUCCUUCACCCGCUGAGUAUUAUACUGCACCAGCCCCUGCUGGAUCUUCGUAUCUAUCUGCUCCGUACUCGCCUGCACCAGCUCCGAACUAUGAAUCAGCUCAAACACAACCUGCUAAAGAGCAGUCUUCUUAUAACUCCGUAUCGGUGCCGGCGCCAGUUCCUUCAUAUGACAAUGCUCCUGCUCCUGCGGAUAACUAUUAUGCUUCACCGACCUCCGCACCGUCUCCGGCGCCUGCUCCAGUUUCAGAAUCUUAUUCCCCUGCCACAGCUUCGUACUCUGAUGCAUCUAAAGCAGCAUAUCCAGCACCAGCAACAGCAUCAUCAUACGAUUCUGUUCCAGCGCCUUCUCCUGCUACAAACUAUUAUUCAGCACCUGCUGCACCUACUCCACCUGCUUCUGCUCAGUACUCUAUUCCAAAUGCUCCUUACGCUCCUGCACCAGCUUCGAACUAUGCUUAUAACCAAGACUCAGCGUCAGCUUCCUCAUAUGAACCUGCCGCAGUUCCUGCUCCUGCCACAAACUAUUACGCUGCACCAGCCCCAGUAACUACUGCGGUCCCGUCAGCCCCAUCAUGUACAGCUGAUUACUCAGUAUUAUCAUCAGCAUCGUAUUCGCUUACUCCAGCUCCGUACUCUGAUACUUCUGAUGCGUCUAAUACAGGUUAUGAAUCAGCAUCAGCUCAAGCUGCCGCACAGCAGCCGACUUACAAUCCAGCACCAAUAUCAUAUGAUUCUAUUCCUGCGCCUGCUCCUGCUACAAACUAUUAUCCAGCACCGGCUCCGAACUAUGAGCAGCCUACUUAUAACCAAGCCUCACCGUUAGCCUCCUCAUAUGAUCCUGCCCCAGUUCCAGCUCCAGCCACAGACUAUUAUGCUGCACCAGUCCCAGCGCAUGCUCCGGUGUCUUCAGCUUCGUCCUGCGUUGCCGACUACUCAGUACCAGCACCAGCACCAUCAUCGUCUGCACCAGUCCUACAACCAUCUUAUUCUCCUGCACCAUCUCCAGUGUCAGCAUCUUCGGCACCCAUACAAUAUGUCGCACCACUACAAAGCUCAGGAGGUUAUUCCGCUCAGGAAACUGAAAACUCUUACGCUGCUCCUGCGCCGGGUGAAAAUGCUUAUCUAGCUACUGGAGCAGAUCCAGCCCCUUUUUCUUAUCCAUCUUCUGAAUAUCCUGCACCAACAUCAGCAUCCGAUUGUAAAAGUACGCCUUCAGUUCCCACUGCAUACGCUACAAAUCCAGAGUAUUCAGUAGCGCCGGGGGUUGAUCUAUAUGCUGCUCCAACACCAUCAGCUCCUUACGUCGCGCCUGUACCAGCACCAGAUGCAUACCAAACCGCUCCAUCAUCCUAUUCUGCAUCACCUGCUACCUCUUACCAAGAUUCAUACCAAGCUACCGGGAACUCAUCACCAGCGCCAUCACCUUACGCUGCACCAGCCCCAAAUGCAGAUAACACCGUGUCUUACGCUGCACCCGCGCCAAUUCCGGACGCUUAUGGCUUAACGAGCUCGUACUCCUCACCAAUUCUAUGUACAGCAACGGCUCCUGAAACAGCUGUAGUUGCGUAUUCGGCGCCCAGUCAGCAGACGCAACCACAAUCCUACCCAGCACACCCGUCACCAAUCACUUAUUCUGAACCAACUCCAACUCCUUGCUCAAAUCCGGAACAGUAUUCCAGACCAGCCGCUCACGCAUACGCACCCGCCGAUGAAGGUUCCGUGCCAGCUCCAGUAUCAGAUUCACCCUCAUACCAAACCCCUGACCUAUAUCAGGCGCCAGCAACAGACAUGAGCACAUAUUCACCUUCUGCUCCAGUACCAGCUGCAAUAAACCCUUAUGCAACUGAAUAUCCAAUACCAGCUUCACCGACUUAUCCACCUGCACCAGUGCCGACAUGUGGAUGUUCAGCUAACCCAGCUCAAUCUGCUCUAGGUUGGUGGCCUUCGCAGCCUCAAAUUUCAACGCUGAAAUAUGAUAUUCCUGCCAUAAUUGGUGCGCCACAAGAUAUUACCGGACAAUAUGCACCGGAUCUAGCAACUUUAAUAUCCCAAUGGACGUCCCAAACUGGCUCACCAUGCCUUGCGCCCUUCUACUAUCAGCCCACAUACACGGUCAUCGAGUUUAAGAGCUCAAAACCGCCAGUUGCAUAUUGAUAACAUCGCAAAAAAAUUGAUUAGAAUUCGUGCUAAUUAAUUCUGAAUAUGUUUGUCUUGUGAGUGAGUGCUAAUAGCUUUAAGAUUCCCCUCAGCCCAUUGAAACUGUAUAUAGUGUGUAUGUAUAUUAGUUAGUUCUUAAAUUU
Molecule: messenger RNA, 3008 nt
Organism: Ceratitis capitata (Mediterranean fruit fly)
Lineage: Eukaryota; Metazoa; Arthropoda; Insecta; Diptera; Tephritidae
Product: extensin-2-like
Exons: 3
Coding region: 37-2862 (941 amino acids)
Molecular function (GO): protein binding
Source: RefSeq, a predicted model, not a curated record